ACCUUCUGAUGUUUAUGCCUUUGGUAUAAUUGCUUAUUUUCUAUUUACUGGUGAAUUCCCUUUUAGAGGAAAUUAUGGCUCAGGACGAAAAAAAGUUAGAGGAAAAGUAAUUAGUGGAAACUGGCUAAAAUUUCAAGAAAAUGUCAAUUUACCAUCAUUAUUAAUGGAAUUGAUUAAACAUUGCUGUGAUCGUGAUCCAUCUAAGCGUCCUACAGCCUUUAAAUUAGGAGUUAUUACAGAAGCUUGGUCAAUGGACAUUGGAAGUUGA
Messenger RNA from Ambispora leptoticha, 268 nucleotides. NCBI's taxonomy places the organism in Eukaryota, Fungi, Glomeromycota, Glomeromycetes, Archaeosporales, Ambisporaceae. The record is from the annotation of a GenBank genome assembly.